Molecule: messenger RNA, 2472 nt
Organism: Schistosoma haematobium
Lineage: Eukaryota; Metazoa; Platyhelminthes; Trematoda; Strigeidida; Schistosomatidae
Exons: 3
Coding region: 299-1282 (327 amino acids)
Biological process (GO): carboxylic acid metabolic process
Molecular function (GO): oxidoreductase activity, acting on the CH-OH group of donors, NAD or NADP as acceptor
Source: RefSeq, a predicted model, not a curated record
CAGGCAACUUAAAUCACUGUGAAUAUACUGAUUGUUAAAGUGGGCAGAUUCCUAAUAUUUAUUUUAGUAAGUGUGCAUCUACACAUUAGAUUGUUUCUACCUACAUUUAAAUCAUACCAGUCUACGAACAUAUUUAUUUAAUAUCAUACAAUUCAACUGGAGCUGAAUAAAUAAAUCUAAACUUAUUGUCAAAUGAGUCACUACUGAAAAGUUUUAGUUUAAACUGAAAAGGUGUACUUGUGUAUCGCAAAUAUACUUUCAAAACUUCUUCCGGUCUGCUCUUAUUCCUGGUCUCACCAUGACCUCAUUAUUUUGGCUUGUUGCUCCUGAUGAGGUUGAAUAUAAAAAUCGCAGCAAAAUAUCAGUUGUUGGUUGUGGAGCAGUUGGAACAUCGAUUGCAUUUUCUCUGCUCGAUAUGGCUGGUGCAAUUGCCCUAAUUGAUGUCAAUGAAUUUAAGGUAAAGGGUGAAGUCAUGGAUUUGAUGCAAGGUCAGCUGUCCUCCGGAUAUUGUAAAAUUACUGGUGGUUCCGACUUUAAAUUGACGACAAAUUCAGAUAUUAUCGUAGUUACAGCAUGUGUGACUGAUAAAAACGAAAAUCCUGAACAACAAUUAGUAAAAAAUGUUAAACUUUAUCAGGAAAUAAUCCCUAAGAUUACUUAUCAUAGUCCUCAAUGUGUUUUGUUGAUUGUCACAAAUCCAGUUGAUAUAAUGACACAUGUAGCCGCCAAACUCAGUGGUUUCCCGAAACAUCGAGUUUUUGGUACUGGGACAAUUUUGGACUCAGCAAGAUUCCGUUAUCUUCUUGGUCAGAAAUUUAGUGUCGAUGCCUCAUCAGUUAAUGGUUAUAUAAUUGGAGAACUUGGUGAAAAUAGUAUACCUUUAUGGAGUACCGUGAAUAUUGCUGGUGAACGUUUAGUCACAAAAAAUGCACAUAUUGGAUGUUCAAGUGAUCCUGAAAAUUUCAAAUUGGUUUAUGAAUCGACAAUCAAAAGUACAGAAGAACUUAACCGAUUAAAAGGUUGUAAUUCAUGGUCUAUUGGACUUGCUUGUCGUGCCAUAUGUGAUGCUAUAAUACACAAUCUUCAUACCAUUUAUCCCGUCUCAGUGUAUGUUAAAGAUAUGAAUGGGAUCCAAGAAGACGCUUUUCUGAGUUUUCCUUCUUUGAUCAACUCUAAAGGAAUAAGUCAUAUAAUACCACAACAGUUAAAUCCUGAUGAAGAAAGGAAAAUAAAACAAAGUGUUCAGAAGCAAAUAAACAUGGUGAUACAUCUAGGCAUAUGAAGCUUCACUGUAAUGGAUAUUUUCAGUUUGUUCAGAAUGACUUUUAUUAUUUAUCCCCACUAGUAGAGAAUUCCCAAGCCACAAUCAAAUCGACUGGUGCUUUUCACCUUGUGAAUUCAUAAAUGAUUGAUGGCAUGCUGACAUACCAUUACAGGACAGCAGUACAUCCAUAAAAUUCUGGUUUGUUAAUAAACAAAGAAGUAGCUUUCGGUAGUACGAGACUGACAUAAGAUUCCGGGCUAGAAUCAGAUAACUCAGGUAUCAUACAUUGAUUACAUUCAUUGGGUAUGUUACAAAUGAGAUAUUUAUUCAUGUACUGGUAUGCAAGUCAUAUCGACCAGACGAAGAUGGUCUUAGUUUUUAUUCCUGGUUUUAAUUGUUCUGAUUCACCUGAUGUCUUAUAACUACUUCGUUGAUACAUCAUAGUAUAUUUGAUAGUAGAGUUCGUUAGUAUACACAGUAUUCAUGGUCAUGAAUAUCAACAGAUCUCUUCAGUUUGUUAUGGAGUAAUGAAAUAAACAUAGAAAGGAGAUUAUGUCCUAUUAGAAAUUUAGCAGUUUGUUUAUUUGGGAAACAUUUCCGAGGCCUAAUAAUGACUAAAUCGUUCUUUGUUGAAUUAGUUUAUUCAGUGUCUUCAAAACUCUUGUAGCCUUCAUUUUACUACAGUAUUUCGGAAUAAUCAAAGUAAUCACAACUAAAAAUCCGUCUUGUUAGAGCUUUAAAACAUUUGUUAAAACCAAACACUCAGAAAAGUACCUAAAUUUGCAAUUACAUGAAAAGCACCCAUUGAGUUAUAAAAACUAGAAAAUUGUAUUGAAAUAAAACUAAAAUUAUUUUGAAGCGAUCUUAUUUAGCUCAUCAAGAUAUCCAACUAUUUACUGUUUAAAGAAGUAUUACAGCCAGCUAUAAAUUGGUUCAAACUUACUUAACAUUGAGAUAUCUCACCAGAUCACCAAUAAAUAGAGAUAUUUAAAGCUUAAAAAUUAUAAUCAGGCGUCAGACAUGCAUCUUGGUUUAAUGCAUCGGUUUGAUGAAUCCCUGUUAACUUGAGUAACUAAAAAGGGGCAAUCACCAGCCUUAUGUCAUAGUAUUAAUACUAACCAAGGUUGUUGGGAUACACGUUAAAUAUUACAAUCCACCGACUAUUCUGAUGUACCACGUCGGAUAGCAAAAAGCCGACGACAUGCGGG